Molecule: messenger RNA, 2338 nt
Organism: Juglans regia (Persian walnut)
Lineage: Eukaryota; Viridiplantae; Streptophyta; Magnoliopsida; Fagales; Juglandaceae
Exons: 8
Coding region: 1377-2078 (233 amino acids)
Biological process (GO): transcription elongation by RNA polymerase II
Cellular component (GO): nucleus; elongin complex
Source: RefSeq, a predicted model, not a curated record
GUUGAUAACUUGUAGUUAGAAACCCCGCCAGCUGAAAGGCGUUCCCUCGGUGCGUCUCAGCUCAACGCUCCACGUCAGCUGCCUUUGUGAACACCUAAAUCCAACCUCACCAUCGUCGUCGAGCCGGCGCACGUUAGCUGAUACCUGUUAGAAUCUCUGCCUCUCUGUUCCAAGUGCAUGGGUUUCGGUUAAUGUAAGUAAAAUGAAAACACCGAAGCCGAUAGUAGUCUGAAGGGCCCUUCUCUCUCCGGCGAUUCCCAUCUACAAUUCUACGACUCCGAUUUCUCGAGAACUUCUAAUUUCGUUAUCCCCGAUCCGAUUCUCUUUCUGUGUCCGCCAUUUCGAUGGAAACCCAGUUCGACUUGGGUGGCAGAGAUUGUGGUUUAAGCUGCAGAGCUUCGAAAAAAGGACUCUGUCUUACAACUUGUAUAUAAUUAGCAGUAUUUCCUAUUAGUUGGUCGUUUGGAAAUAGAAGUGUUUAUCAGGUUGCAGCAGGUUGUUUAUGAAAAUUAUUUCGAUUAGGACUCGUUUGUUGGUUAGUUUUAUUUCUAUUAGGAUUUGGUUGCUUCGUUUCUAUAAGCAUUGGGCUUGUAAGAAAUAAAAUCAAGCACUUUCAAUUUCUCUUGCCCAAGAAGAUUUUCCUUUGGAAAAUGCUAGUGUGCCCCUGAGUUUGACGGCUAGUCAAUUUUAUUUUAUUUUAAUUAUUAUUUUUUAAAAAUGUUUAAAAAAGUUACCAAAUUUAUGUUUUAAAAAAAUAUUAUGAAUUAGCAGUCAAACCCAGCGGUAAGAACUGGGCGGCACAGAAGCACUACUCUUUUCGUUUACCCUUUAGAAACAGCCACGUGCAGCAAACAUUCAAUCACCAUUCAGCUCACAGCUGCACAAGCAUGGUCAAAAUAUUAAGUUUUUUUAUUUGUAAUUUAUGUUUUGAUUUUCUUUUCUUCUGCUUUCUCAGGAACUAGGCAUAUAUUGAAACCAUUGUAUUUACUUCACAUUGGGUGCCAGGAAAAAGUGUGAUUAAAGAAAAAAGGCCUCAACUUUGUGUUGUUGUAACACUUACUGAUUUAGAUUGAUUACUUCAUCUACUAGAAUGAAAUAAGGGUACGGGUAACUAUCUUUUACUUAUCAAAAAAGGCCUCAACUUUUUUUUUUGAUAAGUAUUUUUUUUUUUACUUAUAAAAAAAAAGAAUGAAAUAAGGGUAAGGUAUAUAUAAGAAUCCAAGUUUGAAUUUUAUUUGAAGAGAGCUUUCUUUUAGUUGAAUUCAGAAAGUAGAUUCUAAUUUUCGUUUAAUACAAUGAAUAAAUAAGAUAAUUGGUGGUAUUUUCUUUUGUUGUAGCUUUAGUGGAGCAUAUCUGGACUAGAAGAGGUAAAAAAUAUGCCCGAGAAAGAAAUGGUAGUGAUUGGAAGGAAAGUGACUCCCUCAUUAGUUGAUCUCUGUGUUAAGACAGCAAUAGAUAAUGUAAGGUACCUUGGGGAUGUUGGUGAAACGGAUCUAGAUCUUCUUGGUCAAAUUUUACCACAUUGUACAGUGGACCAAUUGAUGCAUGUGGAGAAGUGUUCAGAAGGAAGAGAUUUAAGUCCAGUUACUGACAAGUUGUGGAAGAAAUUUUAUGAAAAGCAGUUUGGCACAAGAAACACGGAGAAAGUUAUAGAGAGGAUGGCCAAAAGUUUGAAGUCAUAUAAAUGGAUCCGUUUGUAUGAGGCAAAAUCAGAAGACAUUGCUGAGCAUGAGAAGAAAGCAGCUGCCCGAAUUAAGAACCUAUACAAGAAAGAAAAUGCACGAAAACAAAGCCGGCAAGUUCAGCUUUGCACCAAGGUUCCACCUUCAAAAAAUAAAAGAAGUUUUUACGGUGGUGGUGGACCUGGCCACAAUACUUCAAACCAUAAGGGCAACUUGAUGAAGAAGUCAAAACUAGAAUUUCUAAACUGUCAUGAGGUGAAGAAUCUUGCGGCUAUGAAGAAAAAGGAGUACCAGAAAAAUGAUGGUUCCUCUCCCACGAUGAAACAAGCUCGGUUUUCUGGAAUAUAUGCUGCUACAACUUCUAAACUUUUCAAGCCUGUACACAGAAGAACAUAGAAACAUGCAUUUCUGACUCUUGGCAUUGCUGUGGAGAAUUGGACAGUAUCCUUGCUAAGCUUUGCAACAUUUCUAAACAAUCUGGAGUCCAAUGGCGAUCAUUUUAUUUCUCCUUUGUUUAUACUUGUGCCUUCCGCCUUUGUUAAUAUCCUAAAUUAAGAAGAUUUGGUUGUUUUACUACUAGCCUUGCACCUGCUCCGUUCCCCCUAUAUAUGUUCUUAGAAACUAAUUAAAAAAGAAGACUGAUGCUUUUAAAUUUA